AGAGAAAAAAACAAGCCAUGAGGUCAAAAUAAUUGUCUGUAGAGCUCUUACAAAGGAUUGUGUCAAGGCACAGAUCUCAGGAAGGGUACUAAAAAAUAUCUGCAGCAUUGAAGGUCCCCAAGAACACAGUGUCCUCCAUCAUUCUUAAAUAGAAGAAGUUUGGAAACACCAAGACUCUUCCUAGAGCUGGCUGCCCGGCCAAACUGAGCAAUUGGGGGAGAAGGUCCUUGGUCAAGGAGGUGACCAAGAACCCAAUGAUCACUCUGACAGAGCUCCAGAGUUCCUCUGCGGAGAUGGGAGAACCUUCCAGAAGGACAAACAUCUCUGCAGCACUCCACCAAUCGGGCCUUUAUGGUAGAGUGGCCAGAAGGAAGUCACUCCUCAGAAAAAGGCACAUGAUAGACAGCUUGGAGUUGCCAAAAGGCACCUAAAGGACUCUCACCUAAAGGACUCUCACCUAAAGGACUCCUAAAGGACUCUUGGGCCAUGAGAAACAAGAUUGAACUCUUUGACAAGUCUGGAGGAAACCUGGCACCAUCCGGUGAAGCAUGGAGGUGGCAGCAUCACGCUGUGGGGAUGUUUUUCAGCAACAUGGACUGGGAGACUAGUCAGGAUCGAGGGAAAGAUGAAUGGAGCAAAGUCCUACUAAUUGUGAAGAAGAAGGUAGUGUAUUCAUGUCAGUGUUGGACAGCAGUGUGUGAGAGCUGACCACUGCCCUGACACAACGGAUGAGGUGUUAUAUUCUCAGGCUCCAACAUCUCUUCUUCACACUCAAAAGUAGCGUCACUUAUCACAUACUAUAUUUGGCAUCCUGUCUAAAUCCAUCACACAGGAGACAUGUAGCCAGCCUGGCUAUUUAUAUAAUGAAGAAGUGAGACUUUGAUGAUGUCGCCCAGAACCUAUGAUUAGGGUCAAAAUUAUACUUCUUCUGUUACUCUUCACAAACUGGGUGAAUUCUUCUGAGCGGAAGGAACAGCUAUCUCUCAUACUAUCCUUGCAUUGGUUUUGUUUGUGCUGUAAGACAUUGCCAGAUUAUGGAAGUGCAGCUCUGAAUAGAAAAUAGAGGACUUUGUUGAAGUACCAAAGUUAAUUUGAUAAACUGAAACCCUGCGUUGUAAAGAGACAUGGAGGCUGUUUUAGGACUGUUGGUGAUCUCAGCAGGAGUGUCUCAUGGCUUGGAAACUUCCUGUGAUGCUAGACAGAAUGGAUCUCAGUGUUAUGGAGCUCUGGGAGGAACUGUCUAUCUCCAGCUGACUGAUACCAUGGCAUAUAAUCACUACUCAUUUUAUAAAGGCUCAACUGAUGCUAAAACAGAGAUACUGAGAGUGAAGGACACAUUGGUAAUAAGAGAGACCCCCAUUAAAAACCGAGUACACUUCUUUAUAAAUAAUGGGACAUUUAGGUUAAAUAACAUACAAAGGAAUGAUUCUGGUGAAUACCAGUUCGAAAAAUACGAUUCAGAAGGGAAAUCAUCUGGGAUCAGAGGACUACAACUGUUCAUCGAAGCUCCAGUGUCCAGUCCUCAGCUGUCCUCUGAGUGUCUGUCUCAUGGAGAGAUGAAGGUGUCCUGCUCCUCUGAGGGGGAUGGUCCCCAGUACAGCUGGACUCUGGAUGGACAGACGCUGAACGACACUGAUGCCCCUCCUGAUAAUAAGACAAACACCAUCACUCUGAAGAAAGGCCUGUCAGGAGAUCUCACCUGUACCGUCAGAAACAACAUCAACCGUAAUACUGUCAGCAGGAGAAUCUCACACUGUCCAGGGCUGAUAUAUGUUAACUGCACCUUAUCCAACGGGACAAAGAUAUCAGAGUGGGUGAAUGCCACUGGUAAUACCCUGUGUGUUGAGCCUACAACGUUGACGACUGAGUCUCCCACCAGUAAAACCUUCACUGGUAAGGGCCCGGGGCAUGACACCCCAAUGACCUCCAGACCCAGCAAUCACACCCAGGGCUUGACUAACAGCACUUGUACUAACACUACUCAGACCCUUUGGAUUUUUAUCACAAAGUACAUAGGGAUGGCAGCAGGGUCUCUGGCAGGAGUGGUCCUUGUCUUAUUGAUGGUGUUGGCAGUUUACUGUGUCCAGAAGAAAAAUAAACCACCUUCAAAGGCUCAAGUUAAGGGUGACAGCCAGGAUGUGGAAUACGCUGAUGUCAGGAUACUGAGGCAGGAAAUGAGACAGAAGGAGAGGGAGGCGCCGGUGGAGGUGGAAUAUGGGCACGUGGAUGAAGCGUGUGGUCCCCAGCAGCCGGUGGACGUGGAGUAUGGACAGAUUACAAUAUUAGAGGGUCCCAGGAGGAAGGUAGACAUGCCUGAGGAGGAGUAUUGUAUGUAUGCCAGUGUACGGAAAGGACAGUGAGCAAGGUACUGUCUAGAUAGAAUAUGGUAGAAUAGAAGGAGCCUGAGAGUUGAAUCACUGGGAGUCUGAGUUGAAUCACAGGUGCUUCGCUCAAAUCUCUCCGUUCUCUUGAAGUGUUCACUUGUAGUCAUGGAUUUGAAAAGGAUGCCGAAACCAAUCCUACACCAAUCCAAUGCUUUGACAUAUAUGUGGAGAGUAGUGAACAAGUGCACGCUUCAGGGGAAAGGAGAGAUUAUUGGGAAUCAACCCCUGAGAGGCCCAGAGUUGACACAGAUGACAGACAUGUUGAAUCAUGUUGUCUUAGUUACAGUUACAGCUGUGUGUUGCAUGUUGAUGCGUGUCAGGACAUAGUGUCUGUUUCCAGGAAGUCAAAUCAAAUCAAAUCAGAUUUUAUUUGUCACAUGGUUAGCAGAUGUUAAUGCGAGUGUAGCGAAAUGCUUGUGCUUCUAGUUCCGACAAU
Oncorhynchus kisutch (coho salmon) is the source of this 2820-nucleotide messenger RNA. RefSeq names its product T-cell surface antigen CD2. The transcript is spliced from 6 exons. NCBI's taxonomy places the organism in Eukaryota, Metazoa, Chordata, Actinopteri, Salmoniformes, Salmonidae. Gene Ontology annotation, cellular component: membrane. The record is from RefSeq and is a predicted model, not a curated record. Bases 1125 to 2360 code for a protein of 411 amino acids.